CGCCUUCCGCCGCAUUAUCCUCCCCUCCAGAACCCUAACCCUAGCAAACCAACCAUUCCCCUCCCGCGCGCGAUCCAUCACCAUGGAUUCCGAUCAGGACUCCGACGACGACUGGGUCCUCCUGGACUCGUCCUCUGACGACGACCGCGUCCUCGCCCUCUCCUCCGGCUGCACCUCCCCCGACUGCCGCUCCGACGACGACGAGGAGGUAGUCGCCGACGGCCCCGAGGGACUCUUCGAACUCGAGGACGUCGAGGAGGUCCCCCAAACGCCACCGCCGCCGCCCAAGGCCAUCUCCGGCAUCUUCUACCACACCCUCACCGGCGCCGUGUCCUACGCUGCCUUCGACACCAUCUGCUGCUGGCCUCCCAAGCAGCUCAUCCCGGACCCGGCCUUCUCCACCUGCUCCGAGGGGGUCACAGUCCUCGCCUCCACCCGUGGUCUCGUCUGCCUCCGCGGGACCACCACCGGCGCCUACUUCAUCGCCAACCCCACCACCUUGAAGCGGACCCGCCUCCCGCGCCACCACUGCGACCACGUCGCACACGGGGACCCGGCAGUCGUCAUCACAUUCGACGACCCCUACAACAGCUGCGCCGACCACUGCGGCCACUACCACGUCGUCGUCGCCUUCCCCCUCGGCGAAGGCACCUACGCCUACGAGUCCUUCUCCUCCAGGACCUGGCAGUGGCGCGUCGCCGGCGGGAUCAGCGCCGUCGAGCAGGUGGUGUCCUCCUCCGGGGUGGGCGCACUCGGCCGCGCCUUCUGGCGCACCACCCUUGGCUACUUCGUCUGCUACGAUCCGCUGGCGGCCACCGCGGAUUUGGUCCCCGCGCCCCAGGAGGUGAUGCAGUGGCCGUGCUGGGAGCUCGGCGAGAUGGAGGGGUUCCUCUGCGUCACGUUCAUGGACGAGCUCGUCAACCAGGUGGUGGUGAUCCGCCUUCACUUGGAGCACCGCGCCGGCGAGAUCUCGUGGACUACUUUGACAGGCCAUUUUGAAGGCGGCUGUCUAAGGAACCGCGACGGGGUGAUGCUGCUACGCUCGCAGGGCCCCGCUGAGGUGCUGAUGUGGGACCCUACGGCCGAGCUCGUCGUCGCCAUGGACCUCGAAGGACGCACCACUCGCACCAUCGGGCCCCUCUCCGGCCUUCAGUACUAUGCGGAUUUCAUCCCUUACGUGAGCUCAUCCACUGGGAUCUUCGGCGAUGAAGCGGAUGCUGAGUGUACUAUUGCUGCUGAUGCUGAGGCAUAUUAAGGUCCCAACUAAAUCUUAACGAUGGCAGGUGCUAAAAUUGGGGUGAUUUGUUGAUGCCAAGAAGAAAUAAUGAAGCUUUCAGACGUGUGCAGCAUAAUGGAAAGCAAGAAGCAGCAUUCUUUCAACCGCAUUUUUGCAGUCUCUAGUUGUCAUACAAACUACGUAUUAUUCCUAGGUCUCAUGGCUGCCCUGUACAAAGGUAGAGGCAGACGUCCAACACUCCGUCCAAACUGGUUAGCGAGUAGCUUAACACAGGGGAACUUGUAUGCCCUCCUGUGUGCGGCGAUCUCUUGUUUUGUGCAUGAGAACUAUGAUCUGGUUGGUGCUUUUGAAAUGGCUGUUCCUGAAACGUCUGCUUUUUCCAUCUACAUUAGUUGGUUGCCUGAGUUUUUGACGCUUCCUGUUGUUUGUAGGAGGAUGGUGUACCCUUUCAAUUCCAUAUUUCUGAAUCCUAAGCACUGAAGCAUUGAACGUGCCUGGAUUCAUCUGAACAUUUCUGAAUCCUGAACAUUUAGAUGCGCUCUCGCUCUUUCCCCUC
This is a messenger RNA of Phragmites australis (common reed), 1793 nucleotides long. RefSeq lists its product as uncharacterized. The coding region runs from base 83 to 1255 and encodes 390 amino acids. The transcript is spliced from 3 exons. NCBI's taxonomy places the organism in Eukaryota, Viridiplantae, Streptophyta, Magnoliopsida, Poales, Poaceae. The record is from RefSeq and is a predicted model, not a curated record.